Messenger RNA from Carica papaya (papaya), 1193 nucleotides. The record is from RefSeq and is a predicted model, not a curated record. NCBI's taxonomy places the organism in Eukaryota, Viridiplantae, Streptophyta, Magnoliopsida, Brassicales, Caricaceae.
AUGGUGUGCCUCCUGGCUUCAGGGGCACUCUUUGUACAAGCUGAAGAUCCUUACUUGUUCUUCACGUGGAAUGUGACGUACGGCACCAUUUCGCCCUUGGGAGUUCCCCAGCAAGUCAUUCUCAUCAAUGGCCAAUUUCCUGGGCCCAACAUCAACUCCACCAGCAACAACAACGUCAUUGUCAACGUCUUCAUAAUCUGGAUGAGCCCUUCCUCUUCAUUGGAACGGCGUCAACAGAGGAAAACUCUUGGGUGCCAAGACCCCAGCCUCUCCUCAACUCCUGAAGCCCCUGUUGGGUGGGCAUGGUCCCUUAACCAGUUCAGGUCUUUCCGCUGGAACUUUACAGCCAGCGCAGCCACUAAUCCUCAGGGCUCAUACCACUACGGCAAAAUUAAUAUCACCCGCACCAUCAAGCUGGUGGACUCAGCCAAGGUAGACGACAAGCUCCGUUAUGCGUUCAGUGGUGUCUCCCACAGCGAGCCCGAAACCCCAUUGAAGCUGGCCGAGUACUACGGAGUCGCUGACAAGGUUUUCAAGUACGACAUCAUCAAGGAUGACCCAGAAGGAGAGGUGACCAACGUGGUAGUCGCGCCCAAUGUUGUCAACAUUACUCACCGCACCUUUGUGGAGAUCAUCUUUGAGAACCACGAGAAGAGCGUACAGUCGUUUCACUUGAAUGGAUACUCCUUCUUUGCAGUAGCGAUAGAGCCUGGGACGUGGAGUCCGGACAAGAGGAAGAACUACAACCUGCUUGAUGCAGUGAGCAGGCACACAGUGCAGGUGUUCCCCAAGUCGUGGGCGGCCAUCAUGUUGACAUUCGACAACUGUGGGAUGUGGAACGUGAGGUCUGAGUUGGCGGAGAGGCGCUACCUGGGACAGCAACUGUACAUCAGUGUUCUGUCCCCUGAGAACUCCCUGAGAGAUGAGUACAACAUGCCAGACAACGCUCAGGUCUGCGGCAUCGUCAAGGAUAUUCCCAGGCCCAAGCCUUACUACGUCUAAUUAAUUCAACUAUUAACAAAAAUCGAUGCAGCUCCUUGAAGCGCCUCUUAAAACAGCCAUGCAUAAAGUAGACACGGAAUUUAUGAUUACGAUUAAGUACGAGAGGAGUCCAUUUCCUACACAGACCAUUAACCAUAUUUGAUGGUGAAUGGUGAUGAAGAAAAAUAAAACCUUCAAUUUUUGUUCUAAUU